UGUCAAAAUGAUGCCAAAAAAUUUGAGUUGACAGUACAAAAUUUGCAUAGCUCGAGUGAGCCAGUUCUCAGACCGAUUCCUGUACCAAUAAAUCUUACGUCGACAACUGACGGACAUUCAUAAUGCGAAUCAUAAGAAUAGAAUGAUCAUAUCUUCAGAAAUAGAAUUUUCAUAAAAUCAUGAACGCAUCGUUAUCUCCUCGGGACAUUCCUGUCUUUGCAGGAAAUUGUCCAUCCACUCCUUCCGGAAUAACAUGGUUUCUCUACGCGGCUGAAAUUCAGCCAGGCAAAUCCGCAAUACUUGCAGGCAACCACCUAGUCUUUUAUGGAAUGCAUAUAACUGCAAUUGUGUUUAUCUUAAUUUCAUUAGUGUCAUGUGUCUCCGUAAUCGUCAGUGUUUGCCGAAAUAAACGGGACCAUUGGGAUUUUUCUGAUAGAUUUCCGUUCUACUUGGCCAUUUCGGAUACAUUGUGGGCCUUAUCGAAUUUAUCCGGGGAUCACAUCGUUCUACUGAUUCGCCCUCAAUAUCCGGAAAAACGAGUUGCGGCAUUGUUGGGGAUCAACGUGUUUUUAUUUUUCGGUUAUCAACAACUCAUGAACGCUGGCUUAUCGUUAUUCACAUAUAUGAAAGUUGUACGACGGGUCAAACUAAGGCUGGGUUCGUGGGAGUGGAAACUUCACACUUUCGUGAUCAGUUUACUAUUAAUCCAAGUUGGCAUUUAUUGGUGUUUCGGUGCAUUUGGAAGUUCUGGAUAUUUGUUUUUGCUCGACAUUAACAAACUUUCUGGGAUAAUAUUAGGAGUCAACGUUUGCAUUUCCUGCAGUAUUCACGCAGUCCUCACCCUCGUGGCGUAUCGGGCCAUUCAAAACGUUAUAAACAACCAGGAACACACUUUCUCAAUGAACAUCAUUCCAUCCCCAAAACAACAAUUGCAUCAAUUUAACAACAACAAUAGUACACAAAUUAUCAUUCCAACAACUGAAACUGAACAACGCCUUCCUCACCUUUUGAGGCGUCACUACUCCACCACGACGGAAUGCUUGACCACAUUCAUCUACAUUUCGAUCUGCUUGUACGUUCCUUUCGCAGUGGUCGGUUGGUCAUGUGCAAUCUUUUCGUGUUUUGGUCUAAUAGAACCCUUAAGUGCUUUUGCAGCAGUGAUCGCUGCAAAUUCAGGCGGUUGGGUAAAUGCGUUGGGGUAUUUUCGUAACAAGAAAGUGAAAGAGAGGCGAAGAAAAAUACUGAUGAGGGAUAAUUUCAGAGUUACCCUUUGUUUCGUGUCGGAUAAUCAUCCGAGUGUAUAUCUAGAUAAGUAAUUAACGGAAAUAAAACACAUGUAUUCAGAAA
Messenger RNA from Folsomia candida, 1347 nucleotides. RefSeq lists its product as uncharacterized. The transcript is spliced from 3 exons. Bases 180 to 1316 code for a protein of 378 amino acids. Lineage: Eukaryota; Metazoa; Arthropoda; Collembola; Entomobryomorpha; Isotomidae. The record is from RefSeq and is a predicted model, not a curated record.